Neltuma alba is the source of this 3841-nucleotide messenger RNA. RefSeq names its product translation initiation factor IF-2, chloroplastic. Gene Ontology annotation, cellular component: cytoplasm. The record is from RefSeq and is a predicted model, not a curated record. NCBI's taxonomy places the organism in Eukaryota, Viridiplantae, Streptophyta, Magnoliopsida, Fabales, Fabaceae. Gene Ontology annotation, biological process: translational initiation. The transcript has 12 exons. Bases 382 to 3444 code for a protein of 1020 amino acids. Gene Ontology annotation, molecular function: GTPase activity; translation initiation factor activity; GTP binding.
GCCAUCCCAUAUGUUAUCCCGAUAACCUCAGCCUCAAAAUUACAUCCUUAUUUCCUUUGUUUCUUCAUUUUCCUCUUCCACCUACACAUCCACGCUUCGCUUCUAUGUUUGGGAUGUCACUCUGCAGUACCCUGAACAUGUUCUACCUGUAAUUGACAAAGUUUCAAUCUUUGAAGUCGAGGUAUCACCCCGUUCUUAUAGUGUUAAGGGCAGUAAUGUAUAGCUCUUAAUUUAUUUGUUUUCUGAGUUUUUCGUGUCUGGUAGGUUAAAUUCUUGUAGUAGGUGGUUGUUUCAAUUCACUGAAAAUUAUACAGAGUGUAGGAUGAGGAAUUGGUAGGGGUGAGAACACUUGGAGCCUAUUCUGUUGUUAUUGGGAGUUCAAUGCUUAUAAUGGUUGGUAACGCUCAAGGAGCACUGGCUUAUCUUGCUUCCCCGGCCAGUUUGGGAGGUCUAGCUGGAGUGAGUUCGUCUGGGAGAAACCAUUCUAUUGGAAGGAGAGUUUCUCUUUCUGGAGGAAACCUUAAAGGUAGAAGAACAUGGCAUUGUGUCUCCUUGUCCCUUUGUAGAUAUUCAGUGACCACGACUGAUUUCAUACCAGACCAAGGCAAUGCUGUGUCCCUUGACUCUAACAGUGAUAGAGGAAGUUCGGGUACUGGAGAUAAUAAUGCUGGUUUUGUCCUUAAGCCACCUCCAAAGCCGGUAUUGAAGUCUUCAGAGACCAAGGGUAGCUCCAUUUUAGGUGCAAAUUCCGAAGAAUGGGAUCCCUCCAAAGCUAAGCAGUUUGGUAAUGAGAAGUUAGAUGACGUUGAAGAGAGGAAUAAGGUGAUUGAAUCACUCGGAGAGGUGUUGGAGAAGGCUGAAAAGCUGGAAAAUUCAAAGUUGGAUGGCAAAAGAAAUAAUGUACCAGUAAGCAAACCAGCAAUAUCUAAUACAAUCACUAAUCCUAAGACUGAUAAAUUGGCAAACUCGACAACAAACCAACAGUCUAGAACUGUGAAGAGCGUAUGGCGUAAAGGGGACACAGUUGCUACUGUGCAGAAGGUCGCUAAGGAAGCACCCGCUUCCAAGCCUAAAGCUAAGAAUGGAGGAGGGAAAUCUCAAACAGGGGGUGGAGGAAAAGUGGCAUUUCAGUCUACCACUCAGCCACCAUCAAGACCUCAGCCUUUGUUACAAGCUAAACCAUCUGUAGCUCCCCCACCCAUCAAAAAACCUGUUCUGAAGGACAAUGGAUCUGCGGGCACACCAGUUAAAAAUAAAGAAAGGAAGCCAAUUUUGAUUGAUAAGUUUGCUAACAAGAAACCAGUAGUUGAUCCUCUUAUUGCUCAAGCUGUUCUAGCUCCUACAAAACCGGGAAAGGGUCCUCCUCCUGGAAAGUUUAAAGAUGGUUACCGAAAGAAAGGUGCUCCAACCGGAGGAGGACCAAGGCGAAGAGUGUUAGAUGACAAUGUUGACGAGAUUGCUGAUGAGGAUACGUCAGAACUUGAUGUCUCUAUUCCUGGUGCUGCAACAGCAAGAAAAGGGAGGAAGUGGAGUAAAGCAAGUCGAAAGGCUGCAAGACUUCAGGCUGCCAAGGAGGCAGCUCCUGUCAAAGUGGAAAUUCUAGAAGUCAGUGACAAAGGUAUGCUGAUAGAGGAGUUAGCCUACAACUUGGCAAUCAGUGAAGGUGAAAUCCUGGGUUAUCUGUACUCCAAGGGGAUUAAACCAGAUGGUGUGCAAACUCUAGACAAAGAUAUGGUGAAGAUGAUCUGUAAAGAGCAAGGUGUGGAAGUCAUAGAUGCUGAUCCUGUCAAGGUUGAAGGAUUGGUGAAGAAAAGGGAAAUUCUAGAUGAAGAUGAUCUUGACAAACUCAAAGAUAGGCCUCCUGUUAUUACAAUCAUGGGUCAUGUGGAUCAUGGCAAGACAACUCUUUUGGACCAUAUUCGGAAGAGCAAGGUAGCUGCUUCAGAAGCUGGUGGAAUCACACAAGGAAUUGGGGCAUACAAAGUUCAAGUUCCUGUUGAUGGCAAAAAACUGCCCUGUGUUUUUCUUGACACGCCUGGGCAUGAGGCAUUUGGGGCAAUGAGAGCUCGAGGAGCAAGUGUAACAGAUAUUGCUAUCAUUGUUGUAGCUGCUGAUGAUGGAAUUCGUCCACAAACAAAUGAGGCCAUUGCUCAUGCCAAAGCAGCAGGGGUACCCAUAGUUAUUGCUAUAAACAAGAUAGAUAAAGAUGGAGCGAAUCCUGACCGAGUCAUGCAAGAGCUAUCUUCAAUUGGUUUAAUGCCUGAGGACUGGGGUGGUGACAUCCCAAUGGUUCAGAUAAGCGCUCUUAAAGGGGAGAAUGUAGAUGAUCUUUUGGAGACUGUUAUGCUUGUUGCUGAGUUGCAAGAGCUGAAAGCGAAUCCUGAUAGAAGUGCGAAGGGCACAGUAAUUGAGGCUGGUCUGGAUAAAUCAAAAGGACCAUUUGCUACUUUUAUAGUGCAGAAUGGCAUCCUUAAAAGGGGAGACGUUAUAGUUUGCGGAGAAGCUUUUGGGAAGGUGCGGGCUUUAUUUGAUGAUGUUGGGAAACGUGUCGAUUCAGCUGCACCCUCUAUGCCCGUGCAGGUUAUUGGACUGAAUAACGUUCCAAUUGCUGGUGAUGAAUUUGAGGUUGUUAACUCCCUUGAUGCUGCCCGUCAAAGGGCAGAGUCCCGGGCUGAAUCAUUGAGAAAUGAGCGUAUUUCAGCCAAGGCAGGGGAUGGAAAGGUCACCCUUUCUUCUUUAGCUUCUGCAGUUUCUUCAGGAAAGCUUUCCGGGUUAGACUUGCACCAACUAAACAUCAUCUUGAAGGUUGAUCUUCAGGGAUCCAUUGAAGCCAUCAGACAAGCCCUACAGGUGCUACCACAAGAUAAUGUCACCUUGAAGUUUUUGUUGGAAGCAACAGGUGACGUUAGCGCCAGUGAUGUUGACCUUGCAGUUGCAAGCAAAGCUAUUAUUUUGGGGUUUAAUGUCAGAGUACCAGGUUCUGUAAAAAGCUAUGCAGAAAAUAAGUUUGUGGAGAUUAGAUCAUAUAGAGUUAUUUAUGACCUAAUUGAUGACGUGCGGAAUGCAAUGGAAGGACUUCUGGAGCCUGUCGAGGAUCAAGUAACGAUUGGCUCAGCUGAAGUAAGGGCCACAUUCAGCAGUGGCAGUGGUCGUGUUGCUGGAUGCAUGGUUACAGAGGGAAAAGUCUCAAAAGACUGUGGCAUUCGAGUCAUUCGUAAAGGCAGGGUUGUUCACACUGGUGUGCUUGGCUCUUUGAAACGAGUAAAGGAGAUUGUGAAAGAGGUAAGUGCUGGUCUAGAGUGUGGAAUUGGUUUAGAAGAUUACGACGACUGGGAAGAGGGAGAUAUUAUCGAGGCAUUCAACACAGUUCAGAAGAAGAGGACCCUUGAAGAGGCAUCGGCUUCAAUGGCUGCUGCAGUGGAAGGAGUAGGAGUAGAGUUGUAGAAUCACAUGCUACCAUAAGAUUGGUUCAUAUCAUGUCUCUGACAUAGUAGCGCAAGUGGGUUUGGCAUUUUCCUGAAGCAAUCGCUGUCUGUUUUUAAUGGCUUGACAUUAAUGGCCAGAUACCAAUUCCCACUUCAAAAUUCAGGGCGGGCUACUGAAGAUCUGAGUUCAAAGUCAUUUGUUCCAUUGUUGCAUACAAGAACAGUGUAUAUAACAGCGUACAUUAGAUUCAGCUUCUUGUAAAGAGGGAACUUGUCUUCAAGUCACAAGUUUACCAGCUUGGGCUCUGAAGUGCUUGUAAGUUGUAACAACCACAUACGCUGAGAAAGGAAAAAAAAUCCAAUUUUUGAGUGACUUUUUCAUGAUGCUCUGAAAUGGAUGCAUUUUCUUAUCAGAA